AUGACUUCGUUACGAGAACUCAAACCGGAAUGUCUCUAUGCUGUUGUAGAUAUGGGGAGCAAUGGCAUACGUUUCUCCAUUUCUAACCUCGAAGCACCGACAACGCGAAUCAUGCCCACUGUUUUCCAAGAUCGGGCAGGUAUAUCACUGUACGAUGCUCAAUUCACAACGGCUGAUGGUCGACGCGGCCCAAUUUCGGCGUCAGUGAUUGAUGACGUUAUUUCAAGACUACUACGCUUCAAGACAACUUGUGAGGACUUCGAAGUGUCGGCGGAAAAUAUAUACGUUUUGGCUACGGAAGCUACGAGGACUGCACCCAAUUCGAAGGAAUUCAUUGAUACAAUAAAGGAACGCACUGGAUGGGAUGUACGAAUGCUCUCAAAAUCAGAUGAGGGCCGUAUCGGUGCCUUGGGUGUUGCAAGCAGCUUUGCCUCCGUGCAAGGGUUAGUGAUGGAUCUUGGUGGUGGUAGCACACAACUUACGUGGAUGGUUGCGAAAGACGGAAAUGUUACAACCAGCCCGCAGGGGUCAAUCAGCUUUCCAUAUGGCGCCGCGGCACUUACGAGGAGACUACAGGACACCAGAAAUAAGGGGGCUGGUGCUGAAAGGGAAUUGAUUGCAGAAAUGAAGGAAAAUUUUCGAAAUGCUUACAAGGACUUGCAGGUACCUGGUAGCCUUGAGCAUGCUGCCACCGCGCAGGGGGGAUUUGACCUCUACUUGUCAGGUGGAGGCUUUCGGGGAUGGGGCUAUCUACUCAUGAGUCAGUCUAGAUUGGAUCCUUAUCCUAUUCCUAUUAUCAACGGAUUCGAGGCAGUGCCCGCCGAUUUUCAGGACACAUCAAGCAUCAUGCAAACUGCAUCAACAUCGGAAGAGAAGAAAAUAUUUCGUGUGUCCAAACGACGGGCGUCACAAGUUCCGGCUGUGGCUUUGCUUGUUCAUGUCCUUACAGAGUGUCUACCUACCAUUAGGUCUGUCCAGUUCUGUCAGGGGGGCGUGCGGGAGGGGUUUCUUUUCGACAUGCUCGAACCCAACAUACGGAAACAAGACCCCAUUCUUAUUGCUACUAUUCCUUAUGCCACCUCUUCAGCGGGUGCCAUUUACGAACUUUUGCAAUCCUCAGUACCAGAAACUCCAUCCCCUAUACAUUCACGACAUGUUCCAGAGUCAUUCUCUCCCAGUCUCUUACGUGCCAUUAGUAAUCUUGUCUUUGUCCAUGCAUCUGUGCCGAGGGAGACUCGACCGGCCGCUGGACUAUAUAGUACUACAACUGGUAUUCUAGCAUCGGCAAACAGUCUUGCCCACCGAGACAGGGCGAUCAUUGCACUGGUGCUUUCUGAGCGAUGGCCGGGAGAUUUAGCACCGGCCGAAGAGUCUUUUCAGAGACGUCUCCGGCAAUUCGUCUCGUCUGAAGAGGCAUGGUGGUCCCAGUAUCUUGGUCGUGUUGCCUCGCUGAUUGGAGACGUAUACCCAGCUGGCCGUGUACCUGCUAGGAGACCACGUAUACAGUUUAGCACGAAGUGGGAGCAAAUAUUCAAGAAAAAACAAGGCACCACCGAUUGUCUCUGUCUGCAGGUUCAAUUCCACGAGCAAACCGAACAGACAAUCACAAAGGAAGCUCUACUUAACACCACCAACUUGAUUGAAAACUGCGGGAAAAUGAAGAACUGGAUCAAGGGGGACGAUCGACUAGGAAAUUAUGGAGUAAGCACUGAGGUUAGACUUCACUCGUAG
Talaromyces stipitatus ATCC 10500 is the source of this 1731-nucleotide messenger RNA. Its product is annotated as retrograde regulation protein 2. NCBI's taxonomy places the organism in Eukaryota, Fungi, Ascomycota, Eurotiomycetes, Eurotiales, Trichocomaceae. The record is from RefSeq and is a predicted model, not a curated record. The transcript is spliced from 2 exons. The coding region runs from base 1 to 1731 and encodes 576 amino acids. Gene Ontology annotation, biological process: regulation of transcription by RNA polymerase II.